AGAAAAUCACAUCACACUUUUUAUAAUGGCAGCUAAGCUUCUACUAGUAGUGAGUGGUUAAAAGGACGUGAUUCGUGUUUAUGAAGAAGCCGUUUGUUCACCGAUCACACCAAUAGCAAUAGCGUAACAAGAAAACCUCCAAUUGCCGUUACCUCUACGGCGGUGCUUUCACUGCAAAACACCGUCGGAAUCUUCUUGCUUUCUUACGUUUCCAAGAUAUCCUUUGAUUCAACUUUGGAUCUUCAUCCCUAAUUCUCUCUCUAAUUCCUUCAUUUAAACACGCUUUGAGGGUUUCAUCUUUGGCGACAACUACAAAGUGAAGACGAGUGUUUAAGACUAGAAGAAAAAAAAGAUGGCUACACUUGAAGAUAUUUCGCUUGCAGCUGGAAUAAAUAUUUUGAGUGCAUUUAUCUUCUUUGUGGCAUUUGCUAUUUUGAGGCUUCAGCCUAUAAAUGAUAGGGUAUACUUCCCAAAAUGGUAUCUAAAGGGUUUAAGAACGGAUCCUGUACAUGGAGGAGCGUUUGUGCGCAAGAUUGUCAAUUUAGAUUGGAGAUCAUAUAUUCGGUUUUUGAAUUGGAUGCCAGCUGCACUUAGAAUGCCGGAGCCUGAGCUUAUUGAUCAUGCUGGACUGGAUUCUGUUGUUUACUUGAGGAUUUACUUGUUAGGACUUAAAAUCUUUGUUCCUAUAGCAUUCCUUGCGUGGGCGGUCCUGGUUCCUGUCAACUGGACAAGCACUGGGCUAGAAAAAUCUGGGUUAAAAAACAUAACUUCCAGUGACAUUGAUAAGCUCUCAAUUUCAAAUGUCCAGCGUGGAUCUGAAAGGUUUUGGUCACACAUAGUAGUUGCUUAUGCAAUUACCUUCUGGACAUGCUAUGUUUUGAUGAAGGAGUAUGGAAAAGUUGCUGCAAUGAGAUUGCAAUUUCUUGCAGCAGAAAAACGUCGUCCUGAUCAAUUUUCGGUGCUCGUUAGAAACAUUCCACCUGAUCCUGAUGAAUCUGUUGGUGAACUUGUGGAGCACUUCUUUCUGGUCAAUCAUCCGGAUAGCUAUCUCACUCACCAGGUUGUUUAUAAUGCAAACCAAUUAGCAAAAUUGGUUAAAAAGAAGAGUAAGAUGCAGAAUUGGCUCGUCUAUUAUCAAAAUAAGCUUGAAAGAACUUCAAACAGACCUGAAAUAAAGACUGGUUUCCUUGGUCUCAAUGGAAAGAAGGUAGAUGCUAUUGAUUAUUACACCACUGAAAUUGACAAGCUGUCAAAAGAAAUAUCUUUGGAGAGGGAUAAGGUCACUAAUGAUCCCAAGUCUACCAUGCCUGCUGCAUUUGUUUCUUUUAAAAGUCGAUGGGGUGCUGCAGUUUGUGCUCAAACCCAACAAACCAGAAAUCCAACAAUUUGGUUGACUGAGUGGGCUCCAGAGCCACGGGACGUCUAUUGGCCAAACUUGGCAAUUCCAUAUGUUUCCCUAUCUGUCAGAAGGUUGAUCAUAGCUGUUGCAUUCUUUUUUCUCACUUUCUUUUUCAUGAUUCCCAUUGCAAUAGUACAAGGUCUUGCGAGUCUUGAUGGAAUCCAGAAAGCAGCACCAUGGCUGAAGCCGCUUGUUAGUAUCCCUAUCAUUAAGUCAUUCAUUCAAGGUUUUCUACCCGGUAUUGCGUUGAAGCUGUUUCUUAUCUUUUUGCCAACAAUAUUGAUGAUCAUGUCAAAAUUCGAAGGCUUUGGAUCUAUAUCAUCUCUUGAGAGAAGAUCGGCUUCUAGAUAUUAUCUUUUCAGCUUUGUGAAUAUAUUUCUUGGGAAUAUACUUACUGGGUCAGCAUUUCAACAGCUUGACUCUUUCAUUCACCAACCAGCCAAUCAAUAUCCCAUAACAAUUGGCACUGCAAUUCCUUUAAAAGCAAGUUUCUUCAUCACCUAUAUAAUGGUUGAUGGAUGGUCCGGUAUAGCUGCUGAGGUUUUAAUGUUGAAACCACUUAUCAUAUAUCACUUGAAGAAUUUCUUCUUGGUUAAGACUGAAAAGGACAGGGAAGAGGCCAUGGAUCCUGGGAGUAUUGGUUUCAACACUGGAGAACCUCGUAUACAAUUGUACUUUUUGCUGGGUCUUGUCUAUGCUGCAGUGACACCUACUGUUCUUCCUUUCAUAAUAAUUUUCUUUGGGUUGGCCUAUGUUGUGUUCCGCCAUCAGGUAAUGAGAUGCUUGAAUUAUGUUGUGCAUGUCAUGGUCAAGUAUGAUUGUAUAAUUUGUGUCCCCCCUAUUUAUGUUGCCAUAUACAAGAUGAAGACUCAUAACUUCCAAUUGCAGAUAAUCAACGUUUAUAAUCAACAGUAUGAGAGUGGCGCAGCAUUCUGGCCUGAUGUCCAUUUCCGUAUCAUCAUUGCACUGAUAGUCUCACAGAUAGUUCUGAUGGGACUCCUGACCACCAAAAAGGCUGCUUCAUCAACUCCAUUUCUCAUUGUGCUCCCGAUACUGACGAUAUGGUUCUUUAGAUACUGCAAAGGCCGUUUUGAAUCUGCAUUUGUUAAAUUUCCCUUACAGGAAGCAAUGAUGAAAGAUACAUUAGAACGAGCUACAGAACCAAACCUAAACAUAAAAGGUUACCUUCAGUAUGCUUAUGUUCAUCCAGUUUUUAAGGCUAGCCUUGAAGAUGAUGAUGAUGAAGAAGAUGCAACGAGUCUAAAGUGGGAAACCGAGAGUGCUACUGUUCCUACAAAACGCCAUUCACGAAGGAAUACACCAUUGCCCAGCAGAAUUAGUGGUGCAUCAUCUCCAUCUAUGUCUGGUGGCAUUAAAAAUGAUCCAGAGUCAUAGAUCAUCCAUGGACCAAGAAAUGAUGUCAAACUAGAAUGUGAGUGUGCGUAUAUUAUAUAUCGAGUUGCAUCAAUGGACAUGUGGGUGUAGCAUUCAAGCUGAGAAAGUUGGGCUGUCUUCUUGUGCAAAAGCGUUUUGGACUUUCUGGUCAGCAGAUGAAAUAUACCACAACUUGUAGAGACUGUAAGGCAGAGAUUCUUUCAUAUGUUUUAGAUUUUGUUAGUAGUGAGUUUGUUCUCUUAGUAGAUGAGCAUGUUUUUUCUAGUUUGUAUCGCCUAGCAUUUAGAGAUUUGCAUAACAUUACACAUCGGGAUACUGUGUAAAUUAUACAAAAAUUGAUUAUGAUUCUAGGUUGUGUGUAUAAUUUUUCUCUUUUUUA
This is a messenger RNA of Trifolium pratense (red clover), 3173 nucleotides long. Its product is annotated as calcium permeable stress-gated cation channel 1-like. Bases 353 to 2794 code for a protein of 813 amino acids. NCBI's taxonomy places the organism in Eukaryota, Viridiplantae, Streptophyta, Magnoliopsida, Fabales, Fabaceae. The record is from RefSeq and is a predicted model, not a curated record. Gene Ontology annotation, cellular component: plasma membrane. Gene Ontology annotation, molecular function: calcium-activated cation channel activity. The transcript has 12 exons.